AUGGGGCUGCAGGCACAGCGGCGUCACCCUUUGGGCCGGGUUCAGCUGCCCUGCCUGCUGCCCCAUCAUCACCAUCUCAUCGGAGAUCACGGGGCUGCAGGCAUGGCGGCAUCACCCUGGGGGCCCGGUGCAGCCGCCGUGCCUGUGGCCCAGUCAUCACCAUCUCAUCGGAGAUCAACAGUGGCGGCACCCCGGGGGCCGGGUGCAGCCACCCAUCGCCAUCUCAUCGGAGAUCACGGGGCUGCAGAUGAAGAAGAAAAAGAAGAAAGCAAGAUAGAUUUUGAUAGUCUUCGGAAUAAAUUUGAAAGCCCACAGAACAAGAAUAUUAAACUUUCAGAAAAUCGCGUGAAAAAAUUUGAUAAGGAUGACCAGGAUAAAGGCAAGUCCCAUGAAGGUGUGAGGUGGUAUCUCCAAAAUGAGCACACAAGACAAUCAAACAAAACCUCACCGAGACAGGAAAGCAUGGAACAGACUCAGGAUUCUCAGAGGCAUGACGACAAACUUCUGAAGAUAUUGGAAAAUCUUCAGGAAAAAAUUGAUAAGGGUGACCAGGAUAAAGCCAAGUCCCAUGAAGGUAUUUCACUUUGCACUUACUCAUUGUCAUGUGUUUAUUUUGCAUUUGUUUUCAACUCUCAAGGAUCAGCAUCCUUACUCCACCACACAC
Messenger RNA from Myotis brandtii (Brandt's bat), 664 nucleotides. RefSeq lists its product as uncharacterized. The annotation marks the transcript as partial. The record is from RefSeq and is a predicted model, not a curated record. The transcript has 11 exons. Lineage: Eukaryota; Metazoa; Chordata; Mammalia; Chiroptera; Vespertilionidae.